Molecule: messenger RNA, 2445 nt
Organism: Tupaia belangeri chinensis (Chinese tree shrew)
Lineage: Eukaryota; Metazoa; Chordata; Mammalia; Scandentia; Tupaiidae
Gene: SEC14L2
Product: SEC14 like lipid binding 2
Exons: 11
Coding region: 140-1189 (349 amino acids)
Cellular component (GO): cytoplasm; cytosol
Source: RefSeq, a predicted model, not a curated record
CAUCUACUCACCCCGCUGCCUCUCGCCACAGUUCCGGGAGAAUGUCCAGGACGUGCUGCCCACCCUGCCGAACCCGGAUGACUAUUUCCUCCUGCGCUGGCUCCGAGCAAGAAGCUUCGACCUGCAGAAGUCAGAGGCCAUGCUCCGGAAGCAUGUGGAGUUUCGAAAGCAAAAGGACAUUGACAACAUCAUUAGCUGGCAGCCUCCAGAGGUGAUCCAACAGUACUUGGCAGGGGGCAUGUGCGGCUAUGACCUGGAUGGCUGCCCAGUCUGGUAUGAUAUCAUUGGACCUUUGGAUGCCAAGGGUCUGCUGUUCUCAGCCACCAAACAGGACCUACUCAGGACCAAGAUGCGGGACUGUGAGCUGCUGCUGCAGGAAUGUGCUCACCAGACUGCAAAGUUGGGGAAGAAGGUGGAGACCAUCACCAUGAUUUAUGACUGUGAAGGGCUUGGCCUCAAACACCUCUGGAAGCCUGCUGUGGAAGCCUAUGGAGAGUUUCUCUGCAUGUUUGAGGAAAAUUAUCCCGAAACACUGAAGCGUCUUUUUGUUGUUAAAGCCCCCAAGCUAUUCCCUGUGGCUUAUAACCUCAUCAAACCCUUCCUGAGUGAGGACACUCGUAAGAAGAUCAUGGUCUUGGGAGCAAACUGGAAGGAGGUUUUACUGAAACAUAUCAGCCCCGACCAGGUGCCUGUGGAGUAUGGGGGCACCAUGACUGACCCCGAUGGAAACCCCAAGUGCAAAUCCAAGAUCAACUAUGGGGGUGACAUCCCCAAGAAGUACUACGUGCGUGACCAGGUGAAGCAGCAGUAUGAACACAGUGUGCAAAUUUCCCGCGGCUCCUCCCACCAAGUGGAGUACGAGAUCCUCUUCCCAGGCUGUGUCCUCAGGUGGCAGUUUAUGUCAGAUGGGGCGGACAUUGGUUUUGGGAUUUUUCUGAAGACCAAGAUGGGUGAGCGGCAGCGGGCAGGGGACAUGACAGAAGUGCUGCCCAACCAGAGGUACAACUCCCACAUGGUCCCUGAGGAUGGGACCCUCACCUGCAGCGACCCUGGCAUCUAUGUCCUGCGGUUCGACAACACGUACAGCUUCAUUCAUGCCAAGAAGGUCAGUUUCACUGUGGAAGUCCUGCUUCCAGACAAAGCUUCAGAAGAGAAGAUGAAACAGCUGGGGGAAGCCACCCCAAAAUAACGCCUCUUCCUCUAGCAGGCCGGCCCCCUCAGUGUUUCCCUCUCAGUGUCUACCCCUUGUAGCAAUGAUUUUUCCCACAACCCUACAGCCCAGAGAAACUGGGCUGGAGGAAGCUCAGGCUGGAUCUAGAGAUUCAUUUCAGAAUUAGCAAGGGGGAAAGUGGCUGGAGUGGGUCUCCUUGCCUUUUACAUUCCUAAGGCGUUCCCAGGGGCUGGCCACUGUGACAGGAUCCGUCUGUCCUAUAAGCUGUGCCAGUGACACAGGGAAGGGAGUACGGCCGGCCGGGUAGCGGCAGGGAACAAAUUAGAAAAAAGACCCAAGCCUUCAGGGAAGCCAGCUGUAGGGGAGGAACUUGCUCCCAAUUGACUUGCCAGUGUAGAUCACAAGGAGUAGCAGGUAGCUGGUUGCUAGGCUUAUGGUGGGGGUCAGAGGCUGGGGUACCUGUUGGCUUUUCCCAGAUCUCAGGAGAUAGCCUGAGUUCACUCGGUGAGGACCUCCCCAACCCACUGGCUGCCUCUUUCAUGACUAAAGAUUGUUAGUGACUCAGAACUUCCUGGGACUUCAGGCCCUAGCCAUGGUUCUCGGAUGCAAAUCAAGCACAAAGGAAAUUACCUCCAGGGAUCAUAGCUCCAGGAAGAGCCGGGAGGCUGGAGCUGAAAUAUUAUAAAGGGGGGAGGAGGGGGGCUCCUAGUCUUCUUUUCAGUGCCACCAGCCUCUCACCAACUCACCCUUCAUUCGAGCACCCCAGACCAAAAUGACAGGUGGGGCCAAGACUAGCACUCAGGGCAUUUCCCAGUCUGAGUCUCCCACGGUGCCUGCCAACUGCUCCCUGACUGUCCCUAACAAGGCCUUGGCAGUCGCAGCUCUGCGGGAGGCGUAGAACUAAUGGGUGCAGUGGGUUCUUCGUGCCUGCUGGCUAGCCCGGGCCGGGAGCUGCCGGGCAGAGGCCUUUGGUUGAGCCAGCACUGGCAGAGCCAACAACGCCCGGGGGCGGCCAGAGGCAGCCUCACAACCACAGCACUUAGCUACACGCCCCGCCUACGAACCCCAGUGCCGGGCUGCCCAGAACGCCCGAAGGCGACCCCAGGCCUCGCGGACCCAGGAUCCCGGCCUAGUUGUCUCACCAAGCUGAGGGAGCUCGGGGCAGGGCCGGCGCGGACCCGCGGGGGCUGAGGCCGCACAGAAGGACAUGCCGGCCUCGGCUUACAACGCUCUGCUAGGAAAAUUAACCAAUGAAUAAAGCCACGUUCAGUGCA